Molecule: messenger RNA, 945 nt
Organism: Saxophila tyrrhenica
Lineage: Eukaryota; Fungi; Ascomycota; Dothideomycetes; Mycosphaerellales; Extremaceae
Exons: 1
Coding region: 1-945 (314 amino acids)
Biological process (GO): lipid metabolic process
Molecular function (GO): phosphoric diester hydrolase activity
Source: RefSeq, a predicted model, not a curated record
AUGUUACAUCCCAUCGCUCUGGCCGCCACGCUGGCAACAGUGGCAACAGCACAAUCCGACAUCUCCCUUUCCCAUCCCCUCCAGGCAGUCCUCUCCCACGCUCAAUCCGGCCCAUUGUACACCUAUCCCACCGACCUCACGCAGGGAAUCGUACCAAAGUCUUUCCACUCCCACAACGACUACUGGCGCCCCCUCCCCUUCUACUCCGCGCUCUCGGUAGGCGCCAUUUCCAUCGAAGCAGACGUCUGGCUCUACGGCGAAACCCUGCACGUCGGGCACGAGGAAGGCGCGUUAACCAACGAGCGGACGUUCGAUGCGCUAUACGUCCAGCCGAUCUUGUCUGUACUGCAGAAGCAGAAUCCGGACUCGGAGUUCCUGACGGAAGGCAAGACGAAGAAUGGCGUCUACGACACUUCCGCAGGCCAGACGCUGUACCUCUACGUCGACGUCAAGACGGAUGGGAGGAAGACGUUUCCGUACGUUAUCAAAGCGCUGGAGCCGCUGCGAUCAGCGGGCUACUUGACGACAUUCAACGGCAAGACCGUGACACCAGGCGCCGUGACCGUGGUUGGGACCGGUAAUACGCCACUCGACCAGAUCCAAGGCGUGAACAACCGAGACUACUUCUACGAUGCGCAGCUCACAGAGCUCACGACGACUUCGAAAGACAUAACCAGCGAUGUCAGCUUAACGGCGAACACGGACUUCGUGAGCGUGUUCGGCGAAGUGAAGAACCAGACGUUUACUGCGACGCAACAGGCGACGCUGGAGGAGCAGGUGGCGACGGCCCAUGGAAAGGGGAUGAUGGUUCGGUACUGGGACACGCCAGGCUGGCCCGUCGGAACGCGAAAUGCGGUGUGGCGGAUAUUGUGGGAGGCAGGAGUGGAUUUGCUGAAUGCGGAUGAUUUGGAGGGAGCCGCGAAUUUCUGGGAAGGUACGGGUUGA